Molecule: messenger RNA, 788 nt
Organism: Danaus plexippus (monarch butterfly)
Lineage: Eukaryota; Metazoa; Arthropoda; Insecta; Lepidoptera; Nymphalidae
Exons: 1
Coding region: 88-633 (181 amino acids)
Source: RefSeq, a predicted model, not a curated record
AGUCGGUUUAUUUGUGAUCGAGGAAUACAGUGAUACGGUCGUAAACAUCUAUUGACUAUUUAAAAUAAAUUAUUAAGAGCUCUUAACAUGUACGCUAUUAUUCUAAUAGGCAUAUUGUUACCAUCUGCUCUUGCUAAAGGUAGUAUUGAGGAUAACAAAGCAGGGUCAGAUUUCUUUGGCACCUACAAACUCGUUUAUGUUUGGCCCAAAAUAGAUAAAACAGUGAAGAAUUGUAUGGAGGCUGUAUUCUCUGAGGCUGUGGAUUUAUUGGACGAUCCGUUUACGUGUGAAUGUGAAAGAAAAUCCCCGAAUCUUGCAUUUUUGCAUCAGAAAGUUCAUAAUUACAACACAGUCGUGCUCGCUGAUAUUGUAAAAAAUCCAGAAGAACUUUCUAGAGCUCUUAAAGACACGUGCCAUUGUAAGCCUUUGGAUAAGAUGCGCAGUAUAUUUAUGAAGGUGAAUGCUAAUUACUUCUUGUAUUAUGACCUGGAAUCCAAAGUAAUGAGGACUUACUUGUUCAGUAAAGCAAUGCCAGUAGAAGCAGAACUUAAAAAAAUCAUAGAAAAUUUCGGGGAUUUAAAAGACAGUGAUGGUAUGCCAGUAUGUAAGGCUGACAUUAAAUUGAUGACGUGAGUCAAUUUAUUUUUACUGUUUUGAGUUUUACAACUUUAAGCUGGUAAUUUUUUUUAAAUCUCAUUGAUUUAAAUAUGCUUUAGGUUUAUGUAUUGUUUCAACUUUGUAUUUCUACCUGAUAUUUAUAAAAAAUAAACUAUGAUUUGGGAAAAAUA